Maylandia zebra (zebra mbuna) is the source of this 1231-nucleotide messenger RNA. Lineage: Eukaryota; Metazoa; Chordata; Actinopteri; Cichliformes; Cichlidae. The record is from RefSeq and is a predicted model, not a curated record.
UUAACUGUUGUUCAUUUAAAGAGUGUUUGAGACGUGGUUCAAACUUUCCACAUCGACUGGAUGAACCUCAACAGUUCUACAGUUUGUUUCUCUAUAAGGCAACAGCAAGAAAACAAACUGUAACUGACAAAAUAACAUUUCCUGGGUCGAACCAACUGUGACACUGAGGUGUGACUGUGUUUGUGCUUUUAUGUGUGAACGUUCAACGUCUUUAGAAAAAGAAGAGUUUAUACAUUUUCUGCUUUAUGCAAACUCAGUCAAAAGCUCAACAAAGUACACAUAUUGUACAACACAGAGUUUUAUCUGUAGUUAAGAGAAACACAAAAUGCAGUUAAGAAAUUUUUAUGCAAAUUAAUCACACGGUCUGUGUUUCCUUAGACGCUGCCACUUCCUCAAAGCUUCUUCCUGCCUGAAAGCAGACAGAAGGCUGGACAAGAAUAAAACAGCUCGAUAUCUACCAGGGUCAGUACUGCAGAACUGUUAGAGUACAGCUUAAACUCCUGCUCAGCGUCUCAGUCCUCUCAACAUGUCCUCAGAUAUUUAUGCCAAACCAGAUCUAUCAAAGAAGGUGAGAUACAGCAGAAAGCAGGACGGAGCAGAGUGGGAGCAGAGGGAGGUGGAUAUCUACGAGAGUGCAGAUGAGAUGAGAGAUAGUUAUGAUCAUUUUCAGUCGCAGGAAGGAGGACCACAGACUCUGAAUCCUCCUUCAGUCCUGAAGGGCUCUUUCAGAUGUGCUACACUGGGUCUAAGAGUGCUGUGCCUCCUGAUGUUAGCUGGGAUCAUCAUCCUGUCCAUAUGCUAUGCUUUGAACAAGAGUGAAAACAACAAACUUCACUUCAAACACAAUAAACUGAACCACAGUUACAACGAGCUACAGACUGAACAUCAAGAAACAAAACGACUCAACAGUCAGUUACAGGAAGAAGUGAAGAAGCUGAAGGAGAAGAUAGAAGAGAAGUGUCCUGAUCGAUGGAUGAGAUUUGGAAGCAGCUGUUACUUUAAAUCCACUGAGGCAAAGCACUGGCAAGAGAGCAGGAGAGCCUGUCAGGAUAAAGGAGCUGAUCUGGUGAUGAUAAACAGCAAAGAGGAACAGGAAUUUGUCAAUGAACUGAACAUGGUAGAUUCCUGGAUUGGUCUGAGAGCCAACCAGACAUCAGGAGGAUAUAAAUGGGAAUGGGUGGACGGAUCAGCGCUGACAGAAACGUGAGACAUUAGUUUGUUUCUAUUCCAG